AUGUUUCAAAAACAAUUUCUCUACAAACACACAUCGUUCGGGUCAUUGCCUUCUCAAACCCGUGAAGCGUAUACACUGUUACGACAAUUACUUUCUCUCAAAUAUAAAUUUCCUCUUCCUAUGAGGAAUAAAUAUGUUCAUAAUGUUAAAGAGUCAUUUUCUGUGGUAACCUUGUUCGGAUCCGAGCAAGAGCAACGACAAUUAUUAAAUAAUGUUUCCAAACAUGAUUUACCAUUGCUCCGAAAAUUUACAGAAUUACCUGAAGAGGCUUAUACUUUGUUUGAUAAGAGAUUAUAUGCACCAGAGCUGUACGAACAAAAAUCAACAGAUCAUCCAUCUUCCACAACUACGGAAAGUAAUGAGAAAAUUUAG
Messenger RNA from Naegleria lovaniensis, 372 nucleotides. RefSeq lists its product as uncharacterized. NCBI's taxonomy places the organism in Eukaryota, Heterolobosea, Eutetramitea, Acrasida, Naegleriidae. The record is from RefSeq and is a predicted model, not a curated record. The transcript has a single exon. The coding region runs from base 1 to 372 and encodes 123 amino acids.